AGAUUAAACAUAUUAAUGAAGUACGUUAAAAAAAUUACAACUUUAUUUUGCAAGUAGGAUUGAAAUCCAAAGCCAAAAAAUCAAUUGUAAUUAAAAAAAUCAACGGUCAUGAUUGAUUUAGAAUAGUCUUCCUUUGACUAAGUCUUAAUCAAAACACAAUCAAAUAAAUAUAUAAAGAACUAACGAAGGCAAAUGCUUUUUUCUUUCUUACAAUCUCACAGAGUCUUUCUUGUAGACACAAAAAAAUGGCUAACCCCAACGAGUGGUCUCAGUUCUACAACAAUAACCAAACUUUCUUCACAACUUCCACCACCGCUUCGACCGCUGUCACAACCACCACUGCCGGUGAUACCACCUCCAUAGACUCUCGUCUGAGUCCAGAAACUGGCCGUGUAACCAAGCCAACACGUAGAAGAUCCAGAGCCUCACGUAGAACACCAACAACGCUUCUCAACACCGACACUUCCAACUUCCGUGCCAUGGUUCAGCAAUACACUGGCGGACCAUCCGCGAUGGCUUUCGGAUCCGGCAGUACUACUUCUGGUUUCAGCCUCACCUCAUCGUCGGAUCCAUCAGCUGGAUCUUCUCAACAAGCUCUAUGGCAAUAUAAUUUCCAGCCUCACGCGCCGCUGCAGCCACCGCAACGGCCUUACAUGUUUUCUUUGAACAACGUGAAUCCCGUGGUUGGAUAUAGUAACAUGAACAACCCUAAUACGGUGGUUUCCGGUGUGUUUGGGACGGUGGAUGGUUCUGGUGGAGGAGGUUCUGCACCGUCGUCUAAGGAGGCUACGAAUAGUAAUACUUCUUCUUCGAGGUUCCAAUGAGAAAACGAUUGGAUUCUUUUUGAAUUUGUUUUUUGGUUUUCGCAUAAAGGCAGAAAUGUUAGGUACUGACUUUCUUUGUCAUAGAAUGAAAACUUUGACUUUUGUAUAUUUAAGUUUUUUUCUUUCAUAUUUGUGAUUUAAUCCAUUUUUUAGGCUUUUGGCAUAAGUUUGUUUAAUUAUGGCGUUGUCAUGGACCACAAUAUGCAUAUAUUCAAUGCUGAAGUUGCAUGCUUGCA
This is a messenger RNA of Arabidopsis lyrata subsp. lyrata, 1060 nucleotides long. Its product is annotated as VQ motif-containing protein 22. The transcript has a single exon. The record is from RefSeq and is a predicted model, not a curated record. The coding region runs from base 246 to 824 and encodes 192 amino acids. Lineage: Eukaryota; Viridiplantae; Streptophyta; Magnoliopsida; Brassicales; Brassicaceae.